AUGAAGCAAAAUAUUAAUUGGCACGAAUACUCCCAGUUUCCGCACUUGUCACAGAUAGAAUGUCUUGGUGAAGAUAUUCAAACAGCUCAACAUUUAAGUAUCCUGCAUGAUGACUUCAAAAAUAGAUUAGAAGAUAUUGUGACGAUGGAAAUAUCACCAUGGAUCAUAACCCCAUUUAAUGAACUGGAAGAGGAGAAUGUGGUAUUACAAGAGGAGCUACUUCAGCUCAGCACCAACGCGGAACUGAAGCCAAAUAUUGAUAAUUUGCUGUCAAUUCAUCAAGUACAUCCGUCUCAUUAA
Messenger RNA from Parnassius mnemosyne (clouded apollo), 300 nucleotides. Lineage: Eukaryota; Metazoa; Arthropoda; Insecta; Lepidoptera; Papilionidae. The record is from the annotation of a GenBank genome assembly.